Molecule: messenger RNA, 3012 nt
Organism: Cercocebus atys (sooty mangabey)
Lineage: Eukaryota; Metazoa; Chordata; Mammalia; Primates; Cercopithecidae
Gene: GARIN2
Product: family with sequence similarity 71, member D
Exons: 8
Coding region: 759-2027 (422 amino acids)
Cellular component (GO): nucleus
Source: RefSeq, a predicted model, not a curated record
UGGGCUCAAGCAAUCCUCCUGCCUUGACCUCCCAAAGUGCUGGGAUUGCAGGCAUGAGCCACUGUGCCCGGCCUCAGCUCUGUUUCUAAGCAGUUUCCCUCUAAAAAUGCUAUAUUCUUUUGAUGCUUUUCUUCACAGAGGCUCAAAGUGCCUUAAAUACGUUUAAGUCUGUGAAACUUAGGAUACAGGGAAAUUGAAUAAUAAAUUAUCAAUUGAAUGGUCAAUGAUGUAAAAUAUGAUAUUUUUUCCGUGGUUAUACUGUUGCUAAAUUGACUUUUCUCUCCAAGAAAUCUUCUGGAAACUUCACACCACCACCUGAAUGCCCACUCCCGAGUGGUCGGGGCUCCACGGGAAUGCUGACCACACUUCCUCUCAGGGGCAGACCUGCAGGGCUGCCCCUCACCAGUGCCCUUCUUCUCUUACUGCGAGACUAUGUCAGCACAUUAUGAUUAUGAUGCAGCAGCAAUAGAACAAUGCCCAGAGCAGCCUGGACUGCGCUUCUUUUACUAAGUGGUUAUUUGCCUGCUGGGUAGACAUAAACACCUGCUAAAGAAAUGUGAAAAGAGUGGAAACGUGCUGUUUGGAGAUUAUUUUCCUAGUCAACAUCCAGGAGAUCUCCAGAGAUCUAUUUCAGCCCCAUCUGUUGAUUUCAUCAUGAAAAAGAGGAAGCUCAAACUGAAGUGAGUUAAAAACUUCAUCUCCUAGAGAAGAUUGUGGCUCAGCCUGAGUUGAGUUUUUUAUGUUUAUAUGCAAGUGCAAUGAAGAAGAACACCAGCAAGUCUACCACGAGGAUCAAUGAGCAAGAUGCUCUCUGCACCCCAUACUCCCAUGAUCCAAGAGAUCUUCAAAGUAUGUUGGAUGGAGGAGAGUAUGCCCCUUUUGUAUCUCCUCCCAUGUUAGAGAGCAAUUUUAUCCAGGUUAACAGGAGAGGUGAAUCCAUUUACCUUCAUAACCGAGCCAACUGGGUGACCGUAGGCAUCUGUUCUUCCAGUUCCACCCACAAGAUCCCUAAUGUGAUGCUACUGGCACAUCUGACACCUGGUGCCCGGAAAGAUACAGAACCCCUGUUUAAAAGUCUCCUGACAUCUCCUCCUGCAGAGAAACUGGUGCUCACCAGGUUUCUCCCUCUGCAGUUUGUGACUCUUUCUGUGCAUGACGCAGAGAACAUGCGCCUAAAAGUAAAGCUGGUGAGUGGUCGAGCCUACUACUUACAGCUCUGCACUUCUGCAUGUAAACAGGACACCUUGUUUUCUCAAUGGGUGGCCCUCAUCUCCCUCUUGAAUCAGGAGAAAGCCAAAGUUUCCAAAGUGUCAGAGGUUUCAAGUCUCUCAGGAAUUACGAAUAGCACAGACGUCACAGGCUCCACGGAUGUGAUGGAUAUCACAGCAUUCACAGCCAUCCUGACCCCGUACAUGUACGCAGGUAGAGGCCCUGAACAUGUCAGGGACAGCAUAGAUUUCUCAGAAUUCACAGACAUCACCGACAUCACAGAUGUCACAGACCUUCCAGAAAAUGAGGUCCCAGAGGUCCCGGAUAUAAGAAUUGUUACAGAAGUCAUAGAAGUCAGAGAAGCCACAGAAGUCACAGACAACUCUGAUAUUACAAACUGCUCGGGAGUCACAGUGGUGUUUGAAAACAAUGACUUAAUCAGGGCCAGGCAAGAGGAGAAGGAAAAAUUGAAAAACAUUCUGAAGCCUGGGUGUCUACAAGAUACAAAAAGUAAGAGUGAGUUGAAAGAAUCCUCAAAACAUGUCACCAUCUCAAACAUAACACUGACUUUUGAAGGUAAAAGAUAUUUUCAAACUACCUUGACUCCAGUAGUAAGUGAGGCAAAUACAUCCAAGGAGAUGGAGAAUACGACCUCUGAAGAAAAGACACCUGAUUUUCAGAGCACGGCUCUCGAGGCUGAAGAAUCCAGGAGCUUGAGAACUGAAUCAAACACUUCGGUUCUCUCCCCUCAUAUCAAAUCUCCUUCUAAUUUCCUCAAACUUGUGCCUCAUCUGUCUCCCCUUUUCUCAAGGGAAUGAAUGUGAGGAAAGAAAAGUAAAACAGAAAAAGACAAAGUUGGUGGAAAAACAUGUAAGACAACCGAAAGGUAACUUUUUAAUUAUAAGUCUCUAUAGGAAUACAUGAUAGCUAUGAUACUGUCACACAAAAAAGUUGUCAGUAAGUGGGGUCUUUUAACAUUAAAUCUUAUUCUACUGUAGUAACAAUAUAAGUGGAAUGAAAUGUUAGGGGUUUGUUGUGGUUUCUGCUCUAGAAUCCAUCAUGGGUCAAAAGAUAACAUCAGCACAGGGAAGAGGAGAGGGGGCUUCAGGUGAGGCACUGGAAGAGAAUUAUGUGUUGUGCUACCAUAGCGAUUCCUCUCAUUUCUGUACUUCUUUGCAACCUUAUCAUGCUAUUUCCCAACCUGCUUUUUAGAUCAGCCAAUACAAUUAAGACCUCUUUUUUUCAUAGCAAAAGGAUACGGAUAUUCGUAGAGUGCCUGCACGGCUGUCAUGUACAGUUGUGUAGCUUGUACACACCAUCCAUGUUGUAGUUUAUGUGCAAUUCAUAAUCUGCACAGCUGUAUGCGGUGGCCCUGGCCUACUGUAUUCUAAGUUUCUUUGAAACACCAGCUCUGCAGUGCGUUGCUGAAGAAUGAAACUUCUCUCAGCCAUGAUAACAAUACCCGGUAGCACAGAAAGAGUUGAAGCAAAUGCAAUUCUAGGGCCAUUGUGUCUUCUGUUGCCUCCUUCAUAAAGCUAAUGCUGUGUGUGUGUGUGUGUGUGUGUGUGUGUAUGUGUGUACCAGGGCUGAGUUCACAGAAUUGAAGAGGGGAGGUUGGUGGACCACGGUGGCCUGGGCAGUAACCCCUUCCCCAUCCUGGCAGGGCCUUACUGAUGGAAUCAAGGUGCCCACUCUUCUGUCCAUCCUUCUGUCACUCUGCCACCAAAAAGCCAGCUUAGCACUUGAGCAUUUUGUUUAUUUACUUGUUUAUUUUUUCUGUUUUGUUUGUUUGUUUGUUUUUGU